This is a messenger RNA of Saccostrea echinata, 783 nucleotides long. RefSeq names its product alpha/beta-tubulin-N-acetyltransferase 9-like. Gene Ontology annotation, biological process: protein acetylation. The record is from RefSeq and is a predicted model, not a curated record. Bases 173 to 766 code for a protein of 197 amino acids. Lineage: Eukaryota; Metazoa; Mollusca; Bivalvia; Ostreida; Ostreidae. Gene Ontology annotation, molecular function: N-acetyltransferase activity. The transcript has 8 exons.
UUAUACUCGAAUUUCCUCGGGUACUUUACGCAUAUUGCCAGUUUGUAAAUACUGACGUAGAAUGAUAGUCAUGUUUUCCGAAAUCAGACAGUUAUUGAGUUAACAUGUUUUACACUUGGAGGCCUGACGAGGGUUUUUAUGUAUAUCUCAAGUGGAUCGACAUCGUUACAGAAUGAUUUUAAACAGCAACGUUAUCUUAGUUGGGAAAAAGGUUGUUCUUGUUCCAUAUGAAGAAAUCCACGUUCCAAAGUAUCAUGAAUGGAUGAAGUCAGAAGAGCUUCAGAAAUUGACAGCAUCUGAACCCCUCUCUCUUGAAGAGGAGUAUGGAAUGCAGAAGAGUUGGAGAAAUGAUGAGUUCAAAUGUACAUUCAUAAUGCUAGACAAAGAAAAGUAUAAUGGUCCUAAAACAGAAAUUGAUGCUAUGGUUGGUGACGUCAAUUUAUUCCUGACUGAAGAAGAAGAUGAACUUGCAGGAGAAAUAAACUUGAUGGUAGCAGAAGAGAAUGUGCGUCACAAAGGUUUUGGUACAGAGUCUUUGUUCCUGAUGAUUCGUUAUGGAUGGGAGAAAUUGAAGCUAGAAAAAGUGCGAGCAAAGAUUGGAUUCGAUAAUGAGCCCAGCAUAAAAAUGUUUACAAAGCAUGGAUUUCGUGAAGUUUCCAGAUCGGAUUUUUUCAAAGAAGUAACUUUAGUGCUCAAUCUAACAAGUGACGUCAAGGCAAAGAUUGCAGAAUUGACAGAAGGUUUUAGAGAAGAAAAAUAUAAAUAAAUCUGUUAAAAACCCCA